AAGAGCAGAAAGUUGACGAAAGAGUUUGCAAAGUAUUGUUUUGAGUAUUUUUAGUGGAUUAUCAACUGAUUCAUAAGCGAAAUGCCGCUGCCAGCAGCUCUGUUGGCUCGGCUUUCCAAGAGAGGCAUUGUUGAAGCAAAACCAGACACUAAGACAUCAACGAAGCCUGAGGAAGUUGAGGAGGUGUUUGCUGAAGAUUAUGAUGAUCCCUCAAGACCGGAGAAUGUAAGCCAGCCAGAGCCGGAACCUCCACAACCGCAGCCCCUUGUUCCUGCUCCGAUACCUCAAGCUGUACUGGACAUCGCAGGGGAUGGACCCAUUUUCUUUGAUACUACAGCUUGUCCCAACAGGCUCAAUCCUUACCACGAAUGUCUUGCUUACUGCCGCAAAAGAUAUGGAAUGAGAGAAUGGGAUCCAGAUGAUGAUGUGAUCAGAAGGCGAGACAGAAUGCUCCGGAAGUACCCUUUGCCAAGUGGAUGGGUGGAAGUUGGAGAUUAUGAUACGGGCCGCUACUAUUAUUGGAAUGUGAACACAGACGAGGUGUCUUGGUUGUCUCCCUCACAUCCCAAAGCUCAAGUCACAAGGUCUGCUGAAGCUUUAGGGUUAGUUGGCAAAAUUGGCAACCUUGACAGUGAUGGUGAGGAGCCCAUGGAGACCGUCCAGGAGGAAGCGGAGACUGAUAGUGGCAGUGACACAUCAUUGUCUGACGAGGAGGACUUUAUCGACAAACGAGGACGUGUGCGUGACCGAGGAAGGGUGCCAGAACUGAGGAAAGGACAUAAAAGAGAGGAGCUUGACCCAAUGGACCCCGCAUCGUACUCAGACAUCCCACGAGGUGGCUGGACGGACGGACUGGAUACAAGAGGGAAGGCCAAGACAGGUGUUGACGUGACUGCCUCGGGUCCACUUUUCCAGCAGAGACCAUAUCCAAGCCCAGGAGACAUUCUCAGGGCCAAUCAGACUUUGAAGAAGAAAAAGUGACCCUAGUGAUUUGCAGUUGGGCUGGGGGGUAUAUCUGUCAUUGUGUUCAUGUUCUGGUGGUGAUUAAACUUUUCAUUUUACAUUUCAAA
This is a messenger RNA of Aplysia californica (California sea hare), 1070 nucleotides long. Its product is annotated as polyglutamine-binding protein 1. Gene Ontology annotation, molecular function: protein binding; ribonucleoprotein complex binding. The coding region runs from base 82 to 981 and encodes 299 amino acids. The record is from RefSeq and is a predicted model, not a curated record. Gene Ontology annotation, biological process: alternative mRNA splicing, via spliceosome. The transcript is spliced from 8 exons. Gene Ontology annotation, cellular component: nuclear body; cytoplasm. Lineage: Eukaryota; Metazoa; Mollusca; Gastropoda; Aplysiida; Aplysiidae.